AUGUAUGUUGGUAUCAAUGGGUUUGUAAAUGUUUAUGACAAAAUUUUACACCGAUGUAGCUCGCAUUCGUCAUGCCAAUUAGUGAUAUUUGUUUCGUGUUUGAAUAUUGACGCGUUAUGUGCGUCGAAGAUGUUGUCUAGUUUAUUCAGAAAGCAGCUAGUUCAGUCCCAAUUGGUGCCGGUAUUCGGAUAUUCAGAAUUGAAGGAACAUUUCCAGCGUUUGGAUGAGAACAUCAAUAGUGUAAUAUUUGUAGGAUGUGGUGGUAUGAUUGAUCUUGAAUCGUUUUUGGAGAUCGACGCAGAAGAUAAUAGUAUUCCCACCGAAACGGAUACAAACAAGGAGACCGAGGCACAGCGAUUCAAGAGGGAGAUAUAUGUCUUAGAUUGCCACAGGCCGUGGAAUUUGGAUAAUUUAUUCGGGUCCCAGUAUAUAACGUGUUUUGACGAUGGGACAGUAGAAGAGUCGUUGAAGACCCAAAAAGAUGCAUAUUACCGACUUAUAGAAAUAGAAAAUGAACUUGGAGAAGAGCUCGAUGAUGACGAUGACGAUUUAGAUGAUCAAGAAGAUCAGGUGGCUCAGAAAAGUAAUGAAAAUGAGAAUGAGGGGGAUAACGAAGAAGAUGAUGAUGAUGAUGAGACGAUACUGAGGAAAAGGUCGAGUGAAGAAUUAGAUGAGCGCAAGGUACGCAAGCAGCAAAAGAGGGAAUUCCAUGAGUUAGAAAAACUACUACAAGAAUAUUACUCUCAAGGUUCUACUGUGCUGAACUCCCUUUCUGUUCAGAUAUAUUCGCUUUUGUCUGGUAUUGGUGAGACCAACUUAGAUUAUCUGUGGUUAUGUAUCCUGGGAGUCACUUCGCUCGAUAACUCGUACCCACUUGUCUACAAUAGGCUAGUGCCUCUACUAAAAGAUGAGGUGAAGAGACUGACUCCGAGUGAGAAGACAAAGACACCAGACUCAUUAAACCUAGAAAUCAGACCUGAUUACAGUCUAUUUCUUUUAAGGCAUACCUCUCUUUACGACAGUUUCUACUACUCGACAUUUGUAAAUGCAAAACUCUCGUUAUGGAAUGAAAAUGGUAAAAAAAGGCUGCACAAGAUGUUCGCACGUAUGGGUAUCCCACUGACUAUUGCUCAAGAGAACUGGAUUUACAUGGAUAACAGUUUUAAAAGAGAUUUGAGUGUAUUAUUUGAUAAGAAUUUGGAUCGGUAUGGGCUCCAAGAUAUAGUGAGAGAUGGAUUCCUGAGAACCUUUGGUUAUAGAGGCUCAAUUAGUGCGAGUGAGUUUGUUGAAUCCAUCACUGCUCUCCUAGAGGUCGGGGAUGGGUCAAAUGCCUUGGAAAAUUCUAUCAUCUCUGGAGUGUCCCAAGAUAAUGCCGGCAAGAACAAACCCGACGAGGAGAAUCGGGAAUACGAGGAAACGGAAGAGCAGCGUAUUGAUAGAAUAUUGAAAUCAAGACAGAAAAAAUGGGUUUCUAACUUCUGGUGCAGCUGGGACGUGCUGGACAAUAAUAUGGACAUUUUGAACCAAGGAAUUAAGCAUGCCACAUUCCUGCAAAAAAGUGUUUUCGAGACCGGAGUUGCAAUCUUAGAGAAGCGACUUGUAAAACACUUACGGAUUUACAGACUUUGCGUAUUGCAAGAUGGACCCGACCUGCACUUUUACAGAAAUCCAUUGACUUUACUACGGUUGGGUUCAUGGUUGAUCGAGUAUUACGCGGAAAACGACGAGAAACAUCUACUUCCAUUGGUAUUAGCGAGCCUAGAUGAAACAACAGACACCUAUCUUUGUGCAGGUAUAGCACCCCGUUACCCAAGAGGCCUCGAUAUCCUAAAGCAGCAGCAGCACAAGACUCUAAAUAAUUUCACUGUGGCCUUCCAACAGGUCGCUGCUGAGACCGGCGCCAAGGUUAGAAUCGACAACUUCGAGAGCUCCAUUAUCGAGAUCCGGAAAGAAGACUUGCAACCGUUCCUGGAACGGUUGACGUUAAGUGGGUUGAUUUGA
Messenger RNA from Kluyveromyces marxianus DMKU3-1042, 2001 nucleotides. RefSeq names its product DNA replication initiation factor CDC45 (gene CDC45). Gene Ontology annotation, molecular function: DNA replication origin binding; single-stranded DNA binding; chromatin binding. The coding region runs from base 1 to 2001 and encodes 666 amino acids. The transcript has a single exon. Gene Ontology annotation, biological process: DNA replication initiation; mitotic DNA replication preinitiation complex assembly; double-strand break repair via break-induced replication. The record is from RefSeq and is a predicted model, not a curated record. Gene Ontology annotation, cellular component: DNA replication preinitiation complex. Lineage: Eukaryota; Fungi; Ascomycota; Saccharomycetes; Saccharomycetales; Saccharomycetaceae.